UUGGUCUAUGUCACAAGCGGUCAGCAAGUGUAAAAACGGAUCGUUCAGGUAAUUGAUAGAGAUUACAUUUUGCUAAUUGUAAAAUGCAUCAACACUUCCUCAAAUACUUCCAGAAACUCUUUCACAAUAUACGUAGACAGGCUUAACGUGAUUCAAUGAGACCAGCUUUCUUAUUUCAGCACACAAAACAAGCUUAUUGAUGAAUGCACAAAAAAAGACAGUGUGAAUGUGAUUCUGCAUUUCUCUAUGUAUGCGUGUGUGUUUAUUUAAACAUUAUCAACUGAAACCACGGGGAUAAGAAGCUACAAGCUCGAUAUUCCUCCAUACACAGCGCAUUCAAUUGGCUGAAAGUGGUCAGGUGACGCUGUCAUAUUGUCCUUCCACUAGCCAAGCGUUGGCUAUAACACUUGGUUUGCGCGUCUUAACCGGAGACUGGAAAUUAAUAUUAUUGAAAUCCUUCUGAAGUUCAUUUUAAAGAGAGUUAGGAAACCAGACGGGAGACGUGUGUAUGUAACAGGAGGAAACAGAUCCCAAAGCACAACAAAAUAGAGUGUAAGAUUGAGAAAGGAAAAAAGAUAGGAGGGUGAGUUGAUGAGAGGGCGAUAGGGAAGGUAUGAAUUCGUAUUUCGCGAACCCGUCGCUCUCCUGCCAUUUAUCUGGUGGGCAAGAGGUUUUGCCCAACAUGCCACUGAACACGACCACGUAUGAUUCCGUCAGACAUUUUUCAUCUUAUGGCACUACGGUGACCCAAAACCGGAUUUAUGCGUCCCCUUUCUAUUCACCUCAAGAUAACGUUGUGUUUGGAUCAAGUCGAGGACCAUACGAGUAUGGAUCUAACGUGUUUCUCCAAGAUAAGGAUGUGCUUCCCAGUUGCAGGCAAACUAGUAUGGGACUCAAUGCGCAGAGCCACGUUGCCCAGGAGUACAACCUGGAACAUGCUCGUGCAGGAACACAAGAACAGAAAGGGAACAUUCAGAUCUACCCAUGGAUGCAGCGUAUGAACUCGCACAGCGGAGUUGGGUACGGGUCAGACAGAAGAAGAGGUCGCCAGAUUUACUCCAGAUACCAAACUUUGGAAUUGGAAAAAGAAUUUCACUUCAAUCGAUAUUUAACCAGACGCAGACGUAUCGAGAUCGCCAACGCUCUGUGCCUAACCGAGCGUCAAAUCAAAAUCUGGUUCCAGAACCGGCGCAUGAAAUGGAAGAAAGAGACCAAUCUAACUUCUACUGUACCGGGGACCGAGUCGACGGGUGCUUCUCAGGAGACCGAGAAGGAGACCGAGGAGGAGACAGAGGAAGCUAAAAAAAAAGAUUAGGCUAUCUUUUUUCUCGUUCUCGAACGUUAACUGCAACGUAACUACCUAAACUCUGAAAAUUGCAAAUAUUAAUGCAUGGACUGUAUACUCUGCUAUUCCUUUGACCGCCUCCUCUGACUUCCACUCCAUACUAUUACCACCAUGCCACUAAAAUAUACACACGUAGAAACAAACGGGGAAAUUAAGAGAGUCGCAAAUGCACCAUUGUGCAAUACUUUUUGAAUAGAAAAUAAUUCUUGUUUGUCUGCGUGGUCAAAAAAAUGGUACAGAUGGUCUAUUUGUGCGGUUGACAGCUCUAGUAUUAUCAUAUUGCUAUAGGGCUAGUAGAAAAUUACUCCAAAAUGUAUUCGAAUUUGGUAAGUAAGCUACGUUUCCCCUUUCCCCAACUAACUCAGCCUCCAAACAGCUCCCUAAGCAUUCCACAAGUGAAGGAAACUACUUGUAUGCACAUUCUGUGUUUUUGUCCAGACGUAUUUGUACAAUGAUGCAAGCACUGACGGGAUUAACUAUACUACCUACUCCUUGAUGCAUUACAUUUUCAUAUUAUUGUUUUCUUAAUAUUGCCUUUGCCUCGCCAGUUUUUUGAUGUUCAAAAUGCCGCUGUACUGGCACAUUAACUUUUGAGAGAAUUUCAAAAUUACAUUUCAUGAUACUUGUAGCUGUAUGCAUAUACAAUUGUCUUAAAGUGAGAAUCACACCCAUAUGAAUUCAAACAUAUACCUUGUAAGUUGGUACACAAUUAUAUUGUUUGUGUAAACUGUGUAUUAUUUAAUAAAAUUCUUGAAAGAAAAA
Molecule: messenger RNA, 2107 nt
Organism: Myxocyprinus asiaticus (Chinese sucker)
Lineage: Eukaryota; Metazoa; Chordata; Actinopteri; Cypriniformes; Catostomidae
Product: homeobox protein Hox-C6a-like
Exons: 2
Coding region: 614-1315 (233 amino acids)
Biological process (GO): anterior/posterior pattern specification; regulation of transcription by RNA polymerase II
Cellular component (GO): nucleus
Molecular function (GO): DNA-binding transcription factor activity, RNA polymerase II-specific; RNA polymerase II cis-regulatory region sequence-specific DNA binding
Source: RefSeq, a predicted model, not a curated record